AUGUUUAUAAAUACAACUUUUGAAAUUAACCACUCUGAUCUGUACAGAGAAAAAAAGUUAAAUUUAUUGUAUCUAAGCAGUCAGACAAACUAUGGCAAAAGUCGUGGUGGAUGUUAUCCACAUAAUGCAGUUAAUGUUGAGGAUGUUUAUGUGAUAAGAAGUAAACACAGUGGGGAACUGCUACCUGGAAAAUUAGUCCCGGAACAUGGAAGGUGUUACUGUCCCUAUGAUGGAAAAGAGCUGCAGUCAAAUGAUUAUGAAGUAUUGUGUGACAGUUCUGUUCCUGGUACUGUUAAAGGAUAUGGUUGGGAAGAAGCUAGUGGAGGACAUAUACCAAAAAAUGCAAUCGUUGCUGGAAUCGCUAAAGACGGUAGCCCAUUGUACGUGGUAAAGGGUUACGUCAAUGGAGAGUUAUGCAUUGGAAAGUUACACGAUGGUCAUCCAUGUGCUUAUUUACCAUGGGGUGGUAAAGAGAAUCGAGUUGAUGAAUAUGAUGUACUUGUUUGGAGGAAACAUUGA
This is a messenger RNA of Trichobilharzia szidati, 519 nucleotides long. The record is from the annotation of a GenBank genome assembly. Lineage: Eukaryota; Metazoa; Platyhelminthes; Trematoda; Strigeidida; Schistosomatidae.